CUUCCUUAUCACCGUCACCGAUUAUUGACGGAGGGGGGUCGAAAGUGUUUUGCAUUCAAAGAGAACAGGACACGUUCCACACGCAUCAGUAUUCAGUUGUCUGCCGAAACCCGAGCAGACUCGUGAUAAUCGUUGGCAUUCCAUUUUUGCACUACGCACUACGCCCAUAAAGACGCACCAAAUGCGCAGAUCAGCAGCGUUAGCGGUGCUCCUGGCAUUGUUGGCCAUCCUCAGCCGCAAUGGAGCUCAAGGACAAGUGUUUUACUACCAACCGGAACAGGUUCACCUUUCGUUCGGUGAAUCACCACUUGAACUCGUCGUCACCUGGAGCACUAUGACGGCAACGAACGAAUCGAUCGUCGAGUACGGAAUCGGUGGGUUCAUCCUGAGCGCCACCGGAACGGAGGAAAAGUUUGUCGACGGCGGAGCAGGACGUCAUACGCAGUACAUCCAUCGGGUUGUGUUGCGCGAUUUGCAACCAUCGUCCCGCUACGAGUACCACGCCGGCAGUCAGUGGGGUUGGUCGGCCGAAUUUUACUUCCACACGACUCCGGCCGGUUCCGAUUGGUCUCCGUCGUUUGCGAUUUUCGGCGAUAUGGGCAAUGAAAACGCCCAAUCGAUGGCGCGCCUGCAGGAGGACACGCAACGCCACCUGUACGAUGCGAUCGUACACGUUGGAGACUUUGCGUACGACAUGAACUCGCAAAAUGCGCUCGUCGGCGAUCAGUUUAUGAACCAAAUCCAGUCGAUCGCUGCCUACACCCCUUACAUGGUCUGUGCCGGCAAUCACGAGGAGAAAUAUAACUUCUCCAACUAUCGCGCACGAUUCAGCAUGCCGGGUGGCACGGAGAACAUGAUGUACAGCUUCAACCUAGGGCCGGUCCAUUUUAUCGGGUUUUCGACUGAAGUGUACUAUUUUAUGAACUACGGCAUCAAAACGCUGGUCAACCAGUACGAGUGGCUGCGGCGUGAUCUUGAAGAAGCGAAUAAGCCAGAGAACCGCCGAGCACGUCCGUGGAUUAUCACGUUUGGCCACCGACCGAUGUACUGUAGCAACGAUAACGAUAACGAUUGCACGCACAGUGAAACGCUCGUGCGCGUUGGUCUCCCGUUUCUGCACUGGUUCGGGCUCGAGGAUCUGUUUUACGAGCACGGUGUGGACGUGGAGAUCUGGGCUCACGAGCACUCGUACGAGCGGCUGUUUCCGAUCUACGAUUACAAGGUCUAUAAUGGAUCGUACGAAGAACCGUACCGUAAUCCGCGCGCUCCGGUACACCUCGUGACGGGUUCGGCCGGUUGCAAGGAGGGAAGGGAGCCGUUUAUUCGCAAGAUUCCCGAAUGGAGUGCCAUCCACAGUCGGGAUUAUGGUUACACGCGCAUGAAGGCGAUCAAUGGCACGCACCUGUACUUUGAGCAGAUUUCGGUAGACAAAGAAGGCGCCGUCAUCGAUUCGUUCACCAUCAUCAAGGAUGAGCAUUUGCCGUACAAACAGCUGUUGGAACGUGAUCGCCGUGUUCAGUAGGCUGUGUGACCGUAAUAGUAGAUUGUUUUAGACAAACAUUUAUUGAACCAAAUAAAGCAAAACGCAGUGUGAUAAAUAUCGGUAACAGACGCAUCCAAACGUUGGCUGUAUCGGUGUG
Messenger RNA from Anopheles bellator, 1640 nucleotides. RefSeq names its product acid phosphatase type 7. The transcript has 3 exons. Gene Ontology annotation, molecular function: metal ion binding; acid phosphatase activity. Lineage: Eukaryota; Metazoa; Arthropoda; Insecta; Diptera; Culicidae. The coding region runs from base 182 to 1522 and encodes 446 amino acids. The record is from RefSeq and is a predicted model, not a curated record.